This is a messenger RNA of Photinus pyralis (common eastern firefly), 411 nucleotides long. RefSeq names its product fibroblast growth factor 1-like. Gene Ontology annotation, cellular component: cytoplasm. Bases 1 to 411 code for a protein of 136 amino acids. The transcript is spliced from 3 exons. Gene Ontology annotation, molecular function: fibroblast growth factor receptor binding; growth factor activity. The record is from RefSeq and is a predicted model, not a curated record. NCBI's taxonomy places the organism in Eukaryota, Metazoa, Arthropoda, Insecta, Coleoptera, Lampyridae. Gene Ontology annotation, biological process: fibroblast growth factor receptor signaling pathway; positive regulation of cell population proliferation; positive regulation of gene expression.
AUGCAACUGUUUUCGAAAACUAACUACAAUUUGGCAGUGUACGCCGACGGUUCGGUUCGUGGCACCCGAGACGACAACGACCUCCACUCGCUUCUCGAAGUUAUAACCGCCGGCAUUCCGGGUCACGUAAGGAUUCAGGGAAUUUUAACUAAGCUGUUCGUCGCUAUGGACGGUCGGGGGCGCCUGUACGGGGAGCCGAACAUGUCGGAGGAGGGGACCGUUUUCAUCGAGAGCUUUCAGGGCUCUUACAAUACUUACCUGUCGAGAAAGUUCUCCCAUCUGGGAUGGUAUUUGGGAAUCAAAAAGUCCGGCAAGUUCAAGAAGGGAUCGAAGACGACUUACAGACAGAAGGCCGUCUUGUUUCUGCCCAGACGUUCAAAGUUUGCAUUCGAAAACGCUUAUAAUAUGUAA